GUACAUCUGGCGCCUCCUGGGACACUCUGCAGUCCCCCUUGGAUCAGAUUACCCUCUUUGUGCGAUUGGUUCCUCAUCCCAAGCCAUCUGCUUGAGAUGGACCAGACAAUGGGUUUGUGUGGCCGUUAAAUAGCCGGGACUAACACUGCCACUGAUCACUUCCAAGUGGGGGUGAGACUGCUGCCUGCUAGUGCACUCUCUUCCCUCUCCCGUGCAGCCUUUAGGAUCACGGAGCUUGCUUGCGUCUGUUGGGGGGAGUGAGAGUGCCACACGUCUCUCGCUCUCUCUGUCCAUCUCGCUUGUCAAGGAGCCAGCGGAGCUGAGAUGCCUCGAGGGUUCCUGGUGAAGAGGACCAACAGGGCCGCUCCUGUUUCCUACAGGGUGCGCGGCGGCGACGAGGGGCCACCCACGCCGUGGGGCCACGGGAUGCCCGGCUCCCCCUGCUGCGCCCCGUCCCGCAGCCCGGACCGGCCGGAGAGCCCCCCGGGGAGGCCGGCCAACUCCAGCUCGCCCGCCUCGGCCGAGUCCUUCCCGGGCCUGAUGUCCUCGCUGGGGCGGGCCGCCUUCGUGUCGGACGGGGAGGUGGAGAUGGGCUCCAGCUGCGCCCCCGUCCGGCCGGCCAAGAGGCGAGGAGCCGAGGGCAGGGCCCAGCGGAAGAGGCCCAGGGCGGAGAGGAAGGCCUGCCGAGACGAGGUGACCACGUCGCCGGUCCUGGGGCUGAGGAUCACCGGGGAGCUGACGGACUGCCAGCAACCCAGGGCGGCCGGGCAGCCGCUGGGAGAGUUCAUCUGCCAACUGUGCAAGGAGGAGUACGUGGACGCGCUGUCGCUGGCCCAGCACCGCUGCUCCAGGAUCGUCCGGGUGGAGUAUCGCUGUGCCGAGUGCGACAAGGUGUUCAGCUGCCCGGCCAACCUGGCCUCCCACUGCCGCUGGCACAAGCCCAAGAACCCCGGCGGCCUGCGGGGCCAGGGUACAACCAGAGCCGAGGGCCGGGCCUGCGACGAGCCCGAGCCCGCCCACCACGACGACGAGCUGUUCGACUGCCCGCUCUGCGGGAAGCGCUUCCGACGGCAGGCCUACCUUCGCAAGCACAUGGCCACACACCGGCCGCCCGUCCUCUUCCCCGGCAGCCGGGGGCAGCAGCAGCCCGGGGGGGAAGCCGCCGCCGCCGCCCCGCUCCGGCUGGCCUUCGUCGCUACCGAGGACGCGCCGGCCAAAGCCCGACCCGAGGGCCCAUUCGCCGCCUGCCUCGUGCACAGCCGGCACAUGGACAAGAGCAGGCACGUGGUGUUGCUGCAGCUCUCCACAGCGCAUGCGGUGAUGUGA
Leucoraja erinaceus (little skate) is the source of this 1326-nucleotide messenger RNA. Its product is annotated as insulinoma-associated protein 2-like. The transcript has a single exon. The coding region runs from base 325 to 1326 and encodes 333 amino acids. Lineage: Eukaryota; Metazoa; Chordata; Chondrichthyes; Rajiformes; Rajidae. Gene Ontology annotation, molecular function: DNA-binding transcription repressor activity, RNA polymerase II-specific; RNA polymerase II cis-regulatory region sequence-specific DNA binding. Gene Ontology annotation, cellular component: transcription repressor complex; nucleus. The record is from RefSeq and is a predicted model, not a curated record. Gene Ontology annotation, biological process: regulation of cell cycle process; neuron differentiation; negative regulation of transcription by RNA polymerase II.